AUGGUGUUGAAAAAAUGUUCCAUCUGUUCGCGGGUGUUCAAAAAAACCGAACAUUAUAAGAGGCAUGAGCGGUCGCACACUAAGGAACGCCCAUACGAAUGCAAUGUCUGCCACAAGCGUUUCUCUCGAAGCGAUGUCUUGAGCCGACAUGCCAAGGGCCACAAUCAAGCCAAUGCGACAGCCGGUCCAUCGGAAGCGUCAAAUCGACAGUCAUCAGUAAUUGCGGAUGCAUCAUUGAUCCCGGGACCAGGAAAUGGUUUUAUCGGCGCAGAAGCACAGAUUCCACCUCUGUCUACCACUUCGCGAGAUGCGCAUCUCGCAUCAACUGGGCUCCCAUCAUCACUAGAUUACCUAGCUGACAUUUCAGCCCACCAUGGCCGCACCGAGCCAGAUCUCAAUAUGAUGAUGAUCGAUGACCAGCAGCAGUACUUUGGAUGGAAUGCAGUCACAUCGGCAGAUCAUGUGUCGCACCGAGCUGGCUCGGCCUUCGACCCUGGGCCAAAAGACAUGCUACAAAUGUGGCUUGAACCACGCACAGCUUCGGCUUCAAUUGACUCGCUAGAUCUGAUGCGCGAUAGCCAUUUUCCACUGAUCGGUGACAAUUUGAAUCUUACUUCAGGCCAGCAGAAUCGACAUUCAGUCGACAGCAGCGAUAGCAUUCCUAAUGAACGCUUCGCUAGAGUUCAGCAGUGCUGGCUAGCACCACCGAAUACCGGGCGUCUUAUUAACAGUUUAUGGCGGGAUAUCGUCAUGUCGCCGGUUGAUAAUAUUUUCUCCGUUCAGUCAUUACACCCUCCCAAUGAGGCAAGUGCUGUUGAAGGAUCCCGGUAUGGAUUCGACGAGAAUUGCAGACGGCGCCUUUAUGCGGCUUUUGGACCGAUGACUCUUUCUGCGCAUAUGCAGUCACCCCCAGAUAGGAAUAUUCCUCCAGCCACGCCUGUCUCGACAUUGAAUUACUCUGAUUUCCCUCCUGCUGAGAUUUUGGAUAUGGCACUAGAUUUAUUUUUCCGUAUCUUUAAUCCCCUCUUGCCAUUUGUCCAUCUACCAACCUUUUCGGCAAAUAAGGUGCGACCAUCUCUACUAUAUGUUAUGACGCUGGUUGGCAUGACAUUACUUGGCACGAAAGGAACAACUGCGUUUGUGUCCAGAAAUUUCUCAGGCACUUUGGAAAAGGUAACAGCUGAAUUUGCCCGAUGCUCAAUGGGACUUGAGAGCGCUUCUGGCACCGUGACAUUGUUUGCGACAGUUUUGCUCUUAUUAAACCUAGCUGGCUUGACCGGGGAAAAAGUACAUCUAGAACAGUGUCAACCUCUUUAUAUCAAUGUCAUGUCUGUCGCCCAAAGACAUGGUCUGUUUUCAGCCACUGAAGGACAGAUUCUUGACAUGACUUUGUUCGAAACGGUUCCUGAUAAUGAAAUGAGAUGGAAAGCCUGGAGCAAGGUCGAAUCAACUAAGAGAAUAAUCAUUGGAUUACUGCUCCUAGACUCUUGGUACUCCUCGUUCCUCUCAACGGGUCCAAUCACAGUCCCAGACUCAAUCCAACUCAUCCUCCCCUGCAGCGAAGCUCUCUUCAGCGCCAGCUCCUCCAUCCAAUGGAAACACCUAAUCCGUGGCGGAAAGCGCAUUCUCUCAUCAACGAUCCUCGCCCCAUCCGAAAACAUCAACAUCCCCACCCUAGAAGCUCCCGCAGAUGACUUCUGUAUACAAGCAAUACUAGCAAUAGUUCAGCUCCGCCAGUCAGAAGCCUACCACCGCCUCCUCUCCAAUAGAGCCAGCUACCCCUUUGCUCCAUGUCACACCUACGCCAUGGACGGCCGAGCCAGGUGCCUCCCCUCCCUCCAAUCCCAGCUCAUCACAAACUACAGCGAAACCCUCGAUCGCCUCAAUCCUAACGCUCUCAUUACGUGGCACAACAUUUGCAUGACUCUCACCGCCGAUAUCCAAAUAUUCGACCUUGCAGCUGGCCGUGCAGGCCCAAAUCCUGCCCGUAAGGCGCUUGACGAUAUCCGUGAAUGGUCGCAGACACCUGCCGCCAGACGCGCGUGUUUGCACGCUGCACAAAUCUACAAAGUCAUGACAAACCGCAAAGCUUCUGACCAUCCCACCUUCCAAUCUAUGUUUUCGCUCUUCUCGGCUGGAUUAGUGCUCGGUCUGUAUACGUUCAUGGUUCCGGCCUCUACUAGUUCGCCGUCUAGUGUCGGGUCUGUGGAGUUGAUGGAUGAUGUCGACUGGAGAUCAGUGGGAACGGAGGGAUUCACUAGUUUCAUGGAGCCUAGGGGAAGUCAGGCUCUCGCGCCGACGGAUGAUCCCGCUGUUAACUUCAUUCGCAACGGGGCUACUAUCUACUUGCGAGGACUGCCGUUCCACGGUGGGUAUCAGUUUGCGCGUCGAAUCCUGCUUGAUUAUGCAUCUCUUCUCAAGGACUCUGGGAAGUGGAGCGUCAAAAAGUUCUCGUAUAUUUUAUACAUAAUGAGUGAUGUUCUCAUGGACGUCGAAUAA
Penicillium roqueforti is the source of this 2499-nucleotide messenger RNA. RefSeq names its product transcriptional regulator family: C2H2 zinc finger and Fungal Specific TF. Gene Ontology annotation, cellular component: chromatin. Bases 1 to 2499 code for a protein of 832 amino acids. NCBI's taxonomy places the organism in Eukaryota, Fungi, Ascomycota, Eurotiomycetes, Eurotiales, Aspergillaceae. Gene Ontology annotation, molecular function: RNA polymerase II cis-regulatory region sequence-specific DNA binding; DNA-binding transcription factor activity, RNA polymerase II-specific; zinc ion binding. Gene Ontology annotation, biological process: regulation of transcription by RNA polymerase II; DNA-templated transcription. The transcript is spliced from 7 exons. The record is from RefSeq and is a predicted model, not a curated record.